Paramecium octaurelia is the source of this 234-nucleotide messenger RNA. Lineage: Eukaryota; Ciliophora; Oligohymenophorea; Peniculida; Parameciidae. The record is from the annotation of a GenBank genome assembly.
AUGCUUUUUGAUUCAUGCAUUGAUUUUUGUGGAGAUGGCAUUAUCUCUAGCAAGGAAGAAUAAUGUGACGAUGGUAAUUAUUUACCUUAUGAUGGUGGCUAUAAAUGCGAAGUAAAAUGUCAAUAAGGAUGUAAUCUUUGUAAUUUUGAAAUAUUUUAAGAUUAUUAUAAGAAAGGGUGGGUAUUGUCACAUGUAGCUUGCAUUUUCUAUUUGUUGAGAUAGGUAUAUAGUUGA